GUUCUUGGCGCGGAAACCUACAGGUAGGAACGUUGUGCUAGCCCGUGUAGCCUGUCAGCUGUUGAUUGCGAAGACCUGUCUUGAAAUCUUUAUUCAGACCUUUGUCAGAACUUUAAGACAGUAAUUCUGAGAACGUGCCGAACGAUUACACGCGUUCUAUGUACGCGCAACGUGCCUCGAAGCUGCCGAACGUGGGAACCCGUCAGUCCGUUCUCUCUUCACACGAGCGGCUCACUGGAAAGCUAACCGCGUGUUCUGAAAUUGGUACGUAGAUACUACGAGCCAGCGCAUACAAUGCCACGAGUCACGAGCACGGACGACACCCUCUCGAACGGCAUGAGCGAGCUGAAUAUGUCCCAAGAGUCUGAGAUGAUGGAGUCCGAGUCGCAGGACUGUUUGGGGUCUCAGGAUGCGUCUCAGGACUGUCUGGGGUCCCAGGACGCCUCGAAGGCGCGCCGACUCCGACACGCUUACCGGGCCGUCAUCGACAAACAGCUCAACGAGGCGGAGAACGUGCUUCCCAACGAGGCCCUGCGGAAGGCGAAGAAGCUCUUCGAGGACGUCACUCGCACAACGGAGGCCGUGUUAGACUCGACUCUGGUCAGCCUGGCGGCGUCCCGGGGACGUCAGCUGGUCAACGCGUUGCCGGUCAACCUGCGCAAGUUCGAUCCCGACGAGUUUGCGGCGCGGGUGCGCGACUUUGUGUCCGACACGUCGCAGACCGACCCGCUGACGGAGAAGGCCUGGGCCCAAAUCGGCAAGCUGGCGGGGGGGAACAUGAGAACAAGCCACCCGUUCUGGUACCUGUACGGAUCGGCGGGCGAAGUGCCAGUGAAGACGAGGCAGGCGCCCGUCAGGCGACAGCUACCAGACGGCCCGGACCGGGCGCCGACCGUCCCCAAGCAGGUUCGCUCUGUGGAGCAGACCAACCAAGAGACGACGACCGAACGCGUCAGCGUCAUCCACCAGCUGCUGAGGGACAUUUACAAGGAGAUUAGACGCCCGCUGCCGUACUUCGAGCUGGUGCUGCACCCUCACUCGUUCGCCAAGACGUGCGAGAACAUUUUCCACCUGUCGUUCCUAAUCAACGAGGGUCACGCCCGCAUCAAGCGCGACGCGAACGAGCUGCUCGUGGUGGAGCCCGUGUUCGGGAACACGAACGCCGAGCGCGAGGCCAACAAAAGCGGGGUGUUCGCAAUGACGAUGAACAUGCAGCAGUGGCAACAGGCUGUCAAAGCCUUGAACAUCACCCGCCCUGUGAUUCCGGAUUAGGAGUAUCAGGCGUACGUGUGCAUGUCUUUGCGGUAUGGAACUGUUCUUCUGCAUGCAUUCCUGGUUGCCGGCCUCUCCACUGUUUAGUGGACGUCUUGGAGAAGGGUGACAAACCUUGUAAUGUGAUGCAUGCAUGUGAUAACCAAGAAGCCCACUGGCAUGGAAGACCAUGGCUGUGUCUUUUCUAUGGAGACUUGGAACAAGGCUCACAAGUGCCUGUUCAAUCCUGGCAACUGCACUGUUCAGUGUAAGGAGCUUCAUGUUCACCCUAUGUUCACCUUAGUCUUCGGUGUCUACGAUGUGCUAGAAAAGCUUGCCACAUAUCUCCAGUCAUUGCGUCAACAUUGAGUGCAUGAGGGAAAACAGAGAUAUGGUACAAGCUAUGGGCUGUGCAAGUGCCCAAACUGAAACAGUCUCGUCUACAGCAGCCAUCGACCGACUUGCUGGCUCUCUCUAAGCGUAUGCUGGGGCCUCCCAGAAACUAGAACCAAGUGGUCCCCAGUCCAGCCUGGAGGACAUUGUUGCUGGCAUGCACAAAGAUGGCAGGGAUGCCGGAAAGCGGCCCCGAACAACUUUUCUUGUUUUUGUGAACUCGAAGUUCACAACUUGUUGAGUCUUUAUAUACUUAGCAUGUCCCGAACCUCGCUACAGGGUUCUUGCUUUCUGUCAGCAAAAAGAAAAAAAAAAAGUUACCGUUUCUCAGGUUGCGUUUUCAUAUUCUGCUGAUCUGUUUCAAUGCUGGAUCACACCUCUGUAGUCUCGCUGCAAAAGACCUUCAAAAGAAGACUUACCAAGGCUAAUCUGGCCAAUCACAUCAUGAAUAACCACGGAUUGCUUGGUAUACAUGUGGACAUGGAGUGUGUGCGUUGACACCGUGCUGACAUCAGACUAUACCAAAGGCGCUGGUGUUGUCACCUUUCGGCAACCUGGUCAUUGUUGUACCUUGUAUGGCAGGCCAGAAAUAGAAGGGUGGCUUUUAUCUGUACAUUUCUUUCUAGUCACUGACGGAACUGCGUUUAUCACGAACGUCUCCACUCCCUUUUUGGUAUAGGACAUUGGAUUCAAGAAAAAUUGAGCAAAGUUCCGUGCAACACUUUCUUUGUAUUACACAUUUCUCUGGAAUCUAUGCUAAAAAGGCAAUAGCAACUUGCCCGCCUGUCCUUCCUAUUCCAUUUGCUUGCAGUGUAGCCUCUUACAAUUAGUACAUCAUGUCAUGAGUGUACUUAAGUUAAGCCUCGAGUGCAUUACACAUUGCCUGCAGCUCACGGGAUGUAAUGUAACGAUCGUCGGCCAUGCUGUGUUUUAAAAGUCCUUAUGUAAUUCAAACAUGGCAGCCUUUUAACAUGUUACAUGCGAAACCACAUAUAUUGUGUUAACGCUUUAAAGAGAAAUUAAAUUCAGAUUGGU
Molecule: messenger RNA, 2679 nt
Organism: Rhipicephalus sanguineus (brown dog tick)
Lineage: Eukaryota; Metazoa; Arthropoda; Arachnida; Ixodida; Ixodidae
Product: non-structural maintenance of chromosomes element 4 homolog A
Exons: 2
Coding region: 295-1272 (325 amino acids)
Biological process (GO): DNA repair
Cellular component (GO): Smc5-Smc6 complex; nucleus
Source: RefSeq, a predicted model, not a curated record